Messenger RNA from Sinocyclocheilus grahami, 1812 nucleotides. RefSeq lists its product as uncharacterized. NCBI's taxonomy places the organism in Eukaryota, Metazoa, Chordata, Actinopteri, Cypriniformes, Cyprinidae. The coding region runs from base 1 to 1812 and encodes 603 amino acids. The record is from RefSeq and is a predicted model, not a curated record. The transcript has a single exon.
AUGGGUGUCAUGAGACUCUGCUUCCUGCUCUUCUGCCUCUGCUCAGCGCACGCCUCUUCUGUGAGAAAACUUAACGAUAUUGAAGACUUGAAAAAUGCUGAAUAUGGCAAUUCUCCUCCACAUCAUGGACUCCAGUUAUUGUUCUGGUUUGCACAAAACGUCCUGAAUGUUGAUAAAAGCAACAGUCUUAUCCUUGAUUCAAAUUUUGAUCCUCAUAGAGGAGAUUUUGGAUUCCAUCUGUAUGAAAAUAGAGAGGCUGUUCUCCCCUCAUUGAGCUCUUGGCAGAGUUACUAUUCUGUUGGCAAUCUAAGUUAUCCUGCAGCCAAUGCAUUGCCGUCCUAUGUGCGGAGGUAUUAUAAGAACACCAAUGUGCCCGAAAGAAACAUUGACAGGCUCAUUGUCUCUGUGGAUGAAAACAUGCCAAACAGAAUAUUUAAAGUGUUUAUUACAACACAUAAUCAAGGCAAGAAUGACUUUAAUCCAUCUGAGACCUAUGAAAUUGAUUCUGCACUGAUUUUAGAGAUCAGAUACCCUCUUGAUUGCAAAUUACAUGAAAAAAAAAACAAAAUAUAUUACACUUACAAAAUAUCCCAAUAUACAGAAGACAUGGAAGAUGAUAGAUGCAGCCAGUUUCUGAAACAAAUAGGAUAUAAAAGCAUUGACUGUACAUACAUCAGCCGUCGAAAGAAACGCUCACUCAAUUCCCAAUGUAAUACAUUUGAGGGAAUUAAACUAGUGAUAAAAGCAACUAAACGAGGGUCUGCAAAACUCACAUGGGAGAUACCUGCUGACAUAAUGAAAAAAAACAAAAACGUUGUCGUAUACAUUGAUACUUGGCAAAACUCUCAUUCCAGUGAUAGUAAGAAAAAGUUCACUCUUUAUGACUUAUCUGGGGAUUUAGAGACUUCUGUUUCACUGAAUGCUGGUCUCCAACCCCGACUGCAAUUUUUCAAUUAUUUUGGUAAACCAGUCACUUGGUAUGGACCAGAAUUUGAUGGAACUAACAGAGUGAUUCCCAUCAGAAUAAAGGGGGUUGAUGCUAGUCUGCAGCUCUACACUGAAGACGGAAAAGCCUGCGCUCGACUCUACAUCAAGAAAACCUUCAGCAACUGGAAAGAUGUUCUUUAUUACUCAUGGGUGGGGUUCUACAAAAGUUCACAACAUGAACAUUAUGACUAUUACACCUAUCAGUAUGCUGUGAAGUUUGAAAAAGUUCAAGGUCAUAACACAAAGAAGUAUGGAAUUUAUCAGUACAAGUCAAAUUUGGCCAUUGCUCCUGGAGUGCAAAUCCGCUUACAGAACAGAAAUUAUAACAAUGUUUUAGCACAUACUAGUUCCUGGGAGGAUGAUAAAGAAAUUACAAUAUUACCAUCAAAAAUCUGCAAGUCUAUUCCUGGUCAUAAGCCUGAACUGCCACUACCCUGGUCUGAGCCAGUGUACUUUUAUGGAUCAGAGUUUUAUGAUGCCAACAAAGAGUUCCCUACUGCAAUAUCAAAUUUUGAUGCUAGUCUUCAGCUCUUUACUAAGGAUGGUAAAGCUUAUGCUAAGCUGUACAUCAAAAACACCUUCUGUGAUUGGGAAGAUGCCUUCUACUAUGCAUGGGUUGGGUUUUACAAAAGUUCAGAAGAUGGAAAUGAUGACUAUUACACCUAUCAAUAUGCUGUGAAGUUUGAAAAGGUUGAAGCCAAGAGCACAAAGGAUUAUGAUGUCUACCAGUAUAAAUCAAAAUUGGCCAUUGCUCCUGGAGUUCAAAUCCGCCUCCUGCUGAACAAACAUUUUGACAAAGUUUUAGCAAAAACUAAACCCUGGUAG